AUGUUAGUUGAAAAUCCAUCGAUUCAUCAACUUGAAGUUCUUGAUGAUAGAUUUGGAAAUCAAAAAUCAGAUGUUAGUGAAGUUGAUCAAGAGAACAAGAAAUUAAAAAGUUUGAAGUCAGACUCAAACUACCAUCGAUUUGAUAAUUUAAGAAGAGCUAAAUCAACUUCCAACUUCAUCUCUUCUCAUUCACCAUCACCACCACUUCAUCAGCAUUCAUCUUUCAAAUCAUCAUUCAAAUCAUCAUCAAAUUCACUCAAAUCACUCAAAUCAAUCUUAACCAUUCAUUCUUCAACUGAUCAUCAUCUUCAAAAGUCAAAUUCAACUUCAACUUCACCUAAUGCUUCAUCUUACAAAAAAUCAAACUUGAUUCAUAAACUCAUUCGUAGUGCUUCUUCUCGUUUACAUCAUCAAGCUGAUAUGUCAUCUCAUUCAGAUCAUUUCAAAUCUCAGCUUCAUUCACCUAUCUUACUCUCUCCACCCUCUCAAAGGUCUUGUUCAGCUUCUACUUCUUCAGCUCACACUGCAUUCGUCACCGUACCUAACUCGCCAUCAACCGAUCUUCAAUCUACUUUUCUCAACUCAGAGCCGGUCUCCCCCUCUUUCUCUCCCUCUCCUCAAAGACAUCUCCCUGGAACUUUAUCUCUACUUGAAGAAAUUCGACCUUAUUCUAAUAUCCCAAAUCUCACUCAGAUCUCUCAAAUAGCAUCAGAACAUGCUUUGGAGCGAGAUUGUAAAUAUGAAUCAAACACUAGAAAUGCUACCCAAUCACCUACUCUGCAAGACACUCAAACCAUCAACUCUCCUUUGGCUCAUCUUUCAGACUCUGGCUCGCCUCAUAGCCUUCAAAAGCUUUCCACAACUACCAUGGAAGCCUCCUCAUCACCUCAAACCACUAUGGAACAGAUCAAGAAUAAGAACCAUCAUAUCAACUCUCAAGCUGGUAGACCUCAAUCGCCUCUCAAUGAUCCCCAAAAGUCUGCAUUGAUCCCUUCAGCAGAGAAGAAAGAAAGUUCAUCUGUAUUUGAUCACGAUUCAACAGGAGUCAUAGUCGUCAAUCAGAGUCGGGCAGGUUCAAUCGAUGCUUUAGACAGGCCUUCAUCAAGGUCUUCAAAGCUGUAUCACACUGAAGCAGUCUCAAGAUCUGGACCGUCCACCCUUGCGGAUCCACUUUCCCGAAACUCUUCAUCUCAAGGACGUCCUUCUCCAUCCACCUCAAAGUCCCUAGAAGACAUGUCUAAUCGAAAAUCUUCAAUUUCGGCUCUUCCUGAUCAUUUUCAAUCUUUCAAGUCUUUGAUGAAUCGCCGCACUAGUGUAUCUUCACGAAUUUCCAAUUCCGCUCAGCCUCAACCCGAUAUGACAUCUCCUCAUCCCACCACAGAACUUCCUCUAGCAUCGUCCUCAUCACCACCCAAGAUUCGUAAAAGUAGAACAGUGGCUAAAUUGGUAGGCCGUAUUGGAAAAAGACUGAGGCCAAAGACAAAGACUCAAGAUGUGAGAGGCAACUCGGCGAAUGAAUCUCAUUAUAGACCUCACAGUUUACUUCCUACCAAAGCGACAGAAGCAUCCUCGGAGACAGGAUGUGGCGAUCUAACAUCAUCGACCGCUCCGGAAUUCUCUGAUUCAAGAGUGGUCGAAUCUGACAUGUCAUUUGAAAAGGUCACUCCCGUCCCUCUGUCACCUGUCUCUGAGCCCAAGCCUCAAGCUGAAGGCCUUCAAGAUUCAUCCGAGAACCCCGUUUCGACGCCACAGUCAUCAAGCUUUGGUAAAGUGCGCCCUUUACCUACGCCAAAACCCAACCUUCGUUCAGCCCGCAAGUAUGACCUUGAAUCCGAUCCUGACUCCGACAUGGAAAAUGAUACAAGACCUCAAACUAAAAUCAGUCCUCGGCCUUUCAAAAAUCUCUCACAUCUCAAUCUCUCUUCGAUUGUCGAUGAGUUUCAAGAAAGUGAGCUGGUCUAUCAGCUACCAGCCUUGCCUUCGCCUAUUUCACCCCUUUGUAGUCUUUUCACCGAUCCUGGUCGAUUUGAUCAUGAAAAACCAAAACGACCACCCACCAGUCCAGGCUAUGCUCAUCUCAUCGCCACGUCUCAAAUCUGUGAUCCAAAAGGAAAAGCUCGAAUGGUACAUUCAGUUGAGCUAACCAGAUUACCUACAACAGACAAGGGUAAAGUACUUGCCUCCAAUUCUGUCGAUCUUGAUAUCUCAUCACGGCCAGCUGUCAAUCGGGUUUCAAUGGAGGCUUAUAGGUCUAUUGAUCCAUCCUCGGCUCUAAGUAGUACAAGUUCACAGCCUACCACUUUAUUUGGACAUCAUUCCGAUCAAAGUGAAGUUGAAACUCCUGCCUCACAUAUUUCCCACGAAGAUAAUCUGAACCUCCCUCGCACUCGUAUCUCUCUCCAUCCUCGAUCAUCUUUGCGUCUCGCUUCAUCUCCGACUACCAUCUCAACAGCCAUACCUGUUAAUUCCGAUCAGGUGACAACAUCUCUUCACAGGCAGAAGUCUGCGUCCGGUACACCCCGACCACCGUCAAGUGGCACACCAGAUUUACCCAGGGCGUUAUCUGCUUCCGUUGAUAACAUCACACAAAGUACAGCUCAAAAAGAAAUCUUUCCUCUCUCCUCAUCAGCUCACUCUCGCUCCAUGGAAGUGACUCCAUGGGAUUAUCAAGACAUCCCUAUGAGAUCGACUGAUGGCUCUCUCGAUCAUAGCCAGAGGUUGUUUCCAAACGGUCCUUCGACUUCACUUUUGACGUCACCAAAACAAGAAAGCUCACGCCAGCGUGCGUCCACGUUGUUCUUUGGAACUCUUCCUGGUCUCAAAUCAUCAACUCGACCCACAAUCACAGGACAACACACGGUGUAUAACCGACCUACUAAAUUAUCUGGAUCCUUGGAUGGUCAAAAUCGUCAACCGAGCGUUAGAAAUGAUCUUCCAUUCGUGCAGCGAUGCAAAUCUGAAUCUAGACGAGAAAUGUAUCUUCAUGUUAAUGCAUCUGUGUCUACUACCUCUUCACUGGGACUGUAUCUAAACCUGCGAAGAACAACCAUUCCAAAGUCAUCCAACUCACCAUCUCGUCCUACUCAAUUGCUUCAGACUUUCACUGCUCCUAUAACGCUUAAUCACCUUCCUUUAAAGGUCAGCCCUUCCUCACCUCCUAGUGAUCAAAAGGAUGAAGAUCACUCUGCUUCGAUUCCUCGGAUUCAUUCGCCUGCACUUUUAACCGCUCAACCAAGUUCUUUAUGGAGAUCACAUUCAGUUUCAGUCCCUCGCAAGUCAUCUUUAUAUGGUGAUCCAAGUCCUACGACUACUUCUACCAAUCCAUCACAUCGAUUUUCACGUAUGAUCACAAGAAGUCAAAGUACAGCCAAUCUAGGUUCAACUCCAUCGAAUCUCUUAACAUCAAAUCCAGUGAAUCCAUCUAAAAGGACAGGAUCAUGUCAUGACAGUCCAUCACGACUCAAGAAACCUUUGUCGACUGAUCAUGAACUUCGACGACGUCCAAUGACAGCUGGACCUAGUACGAUUUCUCGUGGUACAGCACCUAUGAAAGGUUUCUUAGUGGAAUUACCUGUUAAGUUGAAACUUUUGGAUAGGAAUGGUGAAGAACGUACAGAAGAUUAUCUUGAGAGACUUGGUGAGACAUUAGAAAAGAGUAUGAUUGUUAGUGCAUUAGCAGCUAGCCCGGAUCCAUUUCAUUUAUCUGCGAUUAUUACUUACCUUGAUUCAUUUGAGUUUGCACAUGAUCCGAUCGAUUUAGCUUUAAGGAAGUUACUCAUGACUAUCUCUUUACCAAAAGAAACUCAACAGAUCGAUCGAGUCAUGGAAGCUUUUGCAAAACGAUAUGUGACUUGUAAUCCCAAGUUGUUUUCUUCAUCAGAUCAGGUUUAUAUUUUAGCAUUUUCGAUUAUUAUGUUACAUACCGAUGCUUUUAAUAAACAUAAUCGUGGUAAGAUGAGUAGAGCUGAUUAUGUGAAGAACACAAGAAUGGAUGGGGUACCUAGUGAAGUCCUAGAGUAUAUUUAUGAUAAUGUGACAUAUACACCAUUUGUAUUUGUAGGAGAAGAUCGAGAUAUAACAGGACAGAAGUUAGAAGUACCUGCAGAAAGUUCAAUAUCUACUUCGUUUUUUAAUUUAGGAUCUAGUACGAAUAGUAAUUCAGGAGGAGGAUCAUUGAGAGAGAAUAAAAAACAAACACAUGAUCCAUAUUUAAUGAUUUCAAGAGGAUUGACUCAUCAAUUCAGAUUAGAUCUUGAAACGUUGAUUCCAAGUCGAAACCCAUUUAGUUUUACUGGUAGCGUUUCAUAUUUAGAUACGAAGAAAUUGAGAAAAUCAUUUACGUUUUCACCUUUGAUUCAAAUCAUUAAUACGAGUAAAUCGAAUUCGAUGAUGAACAAAUUAGUUUCAGAAGUGUCGAAUGAAGAUGGGUUGAUAGGAAUAGAUGAAAGUUUGAUGAUCAACUUAAAGGCUGUUAAAGUUGGAUUGGUGUUUAGGAAAGAAUCAGGUGAUGGAGAUCAUCAUCAGAGUAAUGGAUUGAUUAAGAAUGUGACGGCUAAGAAAUGGAAGGAAUGGUGUGUGAUCUUGACUAGGAGUCAAUUAUUAUUUAUGAAAGAUACGACACUGGUUGAUGAACUUCAACAAAGUUUUUAUGAAGCUACUAGAAUGAAUGCUGAUAAUCAGGAUGAACAACUUGUGGUUCGAAUCACUGGAUUGAAACCUGAUUCUGUAUUUUCUUUGGAAGAUGGAAUUGCAUUAUUAGAUCUACUUAUUUUGGGAAAAGAACAACAACAACAACAACAGUAUUUGAUUGAGGUUGCAGAUGAGAAUGAAAUGAAUUCAUGGAUUACUCAUAUUAAUUUCGGAGCUACAUAUAAAUCGACUGAUUUACCAUUUCGAACAUGGCAGCUUUCAGAUCAAGUUUCAUCUAAUCCAUUAUCACAUUCCACCAGCAGUAUUGGAGCCAAUAGUAUCUUGUUACGUAAAUCGAGAGGUAGUACGAGUAGUUCGUUUGGUGGACGAUCAGUGGGUUAUCCAGCAGAAGAAGAAGAAUUGAUGGAAGGAAGAAAGUCUAGGUCUAGAAGAGCUUCUGAUUCGAUGAAUGGAUCGUUGAAGUCUAGGAGUUUUAAUAGACGUGGAUCUUUGGUUCAUCAGGGUGGUAGGGCUGAUACACCUGAGAGAUUGAAUCGGAAUGGGAAUGGGAAUGGGAAUGAGCCUUUGACGCCUGGGAGUGGGGGUGGAUCGUUGAAUGUGGCUAGGUAUGAGAUGGUAAAAAAUAAAAUCAAAGAAAUCGAAAAGGAGAUUAUUAAAGCGAAAGUUGAAUUAAAUGAAGAUUUAAGGAUUGCCAGGAAUUUAGCAGUUUUAACACCCUUUCAAAUUUCAAAUAAGAAUCGAUUACAACUUUCGAUUUUACCUUUAUCUGAUCGAAUUCGAGUCUUGAGAUAUAAUUUAUCAAAAUUGAUUUGUUAUCGAGAAGUAUUAGUAAGAGAUAAUUUAUUAGAUAAAGCUAAUUUAAUGAACCCUUCGAUCAAAUCACCUUCUAUUGAUCAACAUCGUGAUAAAGAAGAACCAACAGAAGAAGCUUGUACACCUAAGUCUUCUGGACUUCCUUUAACUUUAGGAAGAACUAUUACCACCACUACCACUACCACUACCACUACUACCAAUGGUUUGAUUACAGAAGAAAUCGAAUCGGAUAAGAUCAAUGGAAGUCAAAAUGAUCAAAUGAAUGAAAAUGAAGAUGAAAAUCGAAUAGGUUCACCCAUUACAGCUGAACAUCUCAGAACAAAUCAUGUAUCAGAAGUAGAAGUAAUAGUAGAAAAUGAAGUCAAAGGAAUCAUACCAGAAGCCGAAAGUAAGAGAUCAUAUACACCAAGCUCGAUCAAGAGUCCAAGCUCAUCUAUUAAGAUUGUAACGAGUGGAAGAAGACAAUCAUCAUCUUCAUCUGAUCAUCAUUCUUCAAUUAAAUCAUCUUCUAAGAAAUCACCUGGUUUAGGUGAUGAAUCCGGUUGGGGUUCACCGCUUAAGAAGAAAAACACUUGGAAUGUUAAAGGGUUGAAUGGGAUUAAAACUCAUUUGGCUCAUAGACCUGCUACGGCUAAUACUUUUCAAAGUACAAGUGGAGCUGGAAGUGGAGCUACGAAUGGAGUUGGAAGGAUAGCUGUUACGGAUCAGUCUAAGAGGUUGACUCAGGCUUGGGGUUUACCUUGACAAUGGGUUUGGAUUCUUUGGAUUCUUUGGUUUUUUUGGUGAUUGCAUUUAAUACAUUUUGAUUUAUAUACAUACAUCUAUAUAUACAUAUAUACAUACAUACAUAUCUUAUUGAUGAUUAUUUAUUAGUUAUUAUCUUUUCACUUGGAAGAAUUGAGGUUUUUUUUUCUUUGGUAUAUUGUAUUAAUUUUUGAAUUUUUUUAUUUUUAUAUUUUUAUAAAGGUUUUGGUUUUCACUUUUUUGUUUUCACUUUUUGGUGGUUAUGUUGUAGAUGUUUGUGUGAUUGUGUUGUGUGAUUGUGUGAUUGUGUGUGCUUGUGUGAUUGUGUGAUUGUGUGAUUGUGUGAUUGUGUUGUGUGUUUAAAAAAAAGGAAAAAUUCAAUGAAUUUGAAAUC
Melampsora larici-populina 98AG31 is the source of this 6601-nucleotide messenger RNA. RefSeq lists its product as uncharacterized. Gene Ontology annotation, molecular function: guanyl-nucleotide exchange factor activity. NCBI's taxonomy places the organism in Eukaryota, Fungi, Basidiomycota, Pucciniomycetes, Pucciniales, Melampsoraceae. Gene Ontology annotation, biological process: regulation of ARF protein signal transduction. The transcript has 14 exons. The record is from RefSeq and is a predicted model, not a curated record. Bases 1 to 6207 code for a protein of 2068 amino acids.